Molecule: messenger RNA, 639 nt
Organism: Chondrus crispus (carragheen)
Lineage: Eukaryota; Rhodophyta; Florideophyceae; Gigartinales; Gigartinaceae
Exons: 3
Coding region: 1-327 (108 amino acids)
Source: RefSeq, a predicted model, not a curated record
AUGGCUGUUCCCGGAAUACUCGGAGAAUACAUCGCUAAGAACUAUCGUCGCCUUCUCAUCUGCGUCGCACCGCCGCCACCCGAGCGAGACCCACAGCUCAGCGACAACGACGACCCGCCAAGGCCGCGGCGUAGACGCUCGUCAAAUACUCGCAGGUCAAGGGCGAGGCGUUCCGGCAGAGUCAAUGACGGAAACCCAGUGUCCGAGGAGAGGCGCGCCCCAAGGAUGGUUAGGGAGGACCCGUUCAGAGGCUGCGUCCAGUCUAGGCAGUCGGACGGACCGCGCCGCUCGGGCGACUUUGUCAUCCUGGGCUGCAUGCAGGUCUGACACCGGCGCCUGAAGUCGCUCGCUUUCAUUGUUGUAGAUAUAUACCUUCCCUAUUCAUCUCAGUAUUCGCACGCCGCUUCGUGCACAUAUAUCGCCGGCUCUGAGUGCGUAUGCUCGGGCGUUGCCAUGCCAAGCCCUGCCCCCCCACACUUACUCGCUGCCGCUUUACGCCCUCAUGCACGUGGCACGGGGAACGGCGCAGCCAUGCCAGUUGGGGGGGAUGCGAUGAGGCCGUGCGCAUCUGUGCGCGGUCUUAAUCCGCUACCCUGCUUUUAAUGUCUGUCAAUAAAGGAGAUGCAUUCGCUAGUCUAA